AAUUACACUGCGUUUAAGUUUUAUAAGUGUUUUUUUGUUUGUUUUUAUUUAAAUUUUUGCUCAUUUAUACUUGUUGUAACUAGCGGCAGACGCACGCAACACUACGACCUGCUGUGAUAGGGGCUGCAUAGAUGAAGCACAGUGAAAAUGAUGGUGGAAAUAAGAGGUCCCGAAGCACACACCUAGCAACCAAAGAAAGGGAAAAGAAAUAAAAAAACGGUUAGAAGGAGAUAUAUAGAGAAAAUUAAGAAAGUCGUCGAAUACAAAUGAAGUGCAAAUGCUUGCAAACGAAUUAUUUCAGACUAAUCAAGCAGAGUCAGUCUAGCUGAAGCUAACUCAAAGUCCAUACAACUGGGCUCAAGAUCUGUAUGUAGUGUAGAGCGCAGAGUUAGUUAGUACCUGCACCGCAUGAACUAUUUAAACAAACCAAUCAGUUAUCCUGCCAUUAAAGUAUAAAUAAAAAACGUGAGGAAUUCGCAACGACACCAAAUCCUGAGAAGCAGCGAAAAGAAGUUAAAAACACAACUGCUAUUCUCACCAACUAUAGAUUAGCUAAUCUUUCUUACAAAAAAAAAAAAAAAAAAAAAAAUUGGAUGCCCUGAAUUGAAUUCUAGCGAAAAUUGUGGUAUACAAUUUACAGAGGCUCCAAGUGUGCUAUGUCCUAAUGCUAAAAAUAAACCUACUGAAUGUAAUUUCAUCAGUGGCUAGAAUGCUAGGAAAUGCCAGCGCAGCUUCGACAAGAAAACAAUAUUAAUAGAAGGCUCUAACACAAAAGCAACCUAAAAAAAAAAGACUCAAAUAACGUCAUCAACUACUACUAAAGUCCAUAUAUGCUCAACUGACGCUUUGGAACAAAAGACGGCAGCAACACACGUAAAGCGGACAAAAUAUUAAUAACAGAAGUUGUAUAAACGAAUCAAGCAGGCAACCCCAAUCAAGCAACCAACCAACGCCCACGCCUACGCCACCAGCAAUAACCAAUAAACAAUAACAAAAGCCAAUCGCAAUAUUCAUCCAGCUAUUCACUUCGCACAGCUAUGUACGUGUAUGUAUGUAUGUAUGUAUGCAAAAUGCUGUGAAUUGUAAAUGCGCCCCUCUGGCAUCAGCGACAGCAACAUUGCCUCGUCAUCGUUAAAUUUAUUAAAAUAAAGCAUAUAUUGGCCCCUCGCGCAACCACAUUAUUGGCUGUAUUGGUAAAUAUAGAGGCUGUAAAUCAUCAAUAUGGCCUUUAGCGGCGGCAGUGCAAACGGUGUCAGCAGCAGGAGCAGCAGCAGCAGCAGGAGCAGUGGUAGUGGUAGUGGCUGUGGCAGCAUAUCAGUGUGGGAUAAGUGCACAACAGUUAUGCUGUUACCGCGCGCACGGCUCAUCACCCUCUGGCUGGCAUUCAAUUUAGCGCUGAUCGUGCAAGAGCCAAUGAAGAAAAUCGCCUCAGUCGAUGCAGCGACUGGUGGUGGCAGCAUGUUGGGUGAUGUUAACAUAUCCGCUAUUCUCGAUUCAUUUAGUGUUAGCUACGACAAAAGAGUAAGACCUAACUAUGGAGGACCUCCCGUCGAAGUCGGAGUCACCAUGUAUGUGCUAUCGAUCAGCUCGCUGUCUGAAGUUAAAAUGGUACACAAUAAGCCCAAAAGUACCUUUGUUUAA
Molecule: messenger RNA, 1641 nt
Organism: Rhagoletis zephyria (snowberry fruit fly)
Lineage: Eukaryota; Metazoa; Arthropoda; Insecta; Diptera; Tephritidae
Product: gamma-aminobutyric acid receptor subunit beta-like
Biological process (GO): monoatomic ion transport
Cellular component (GO): membrane
Molecular function (GO): extracellular ligand-gated monoatomic ion channel activity
Source: RefSeq, a predicted model, not a curated record